This is a messenger RNA of Dissoconium aciculare CBS 342.82, 1116 nucleotides long. RefSeq lists its product as uncharacterized. The annotation marks the transcript as partial. NCBI's taxonomy places the organism in Eukaryota, Fungi, Ascomycota, Dothideomycetes, Mycosphaerellales, Dissoconiaceae. Gene Ontology annotation, biological process: G protein-coupled receptor signaling pathway; cell surface receptor signaling pathway. Gene Ontology annotation, molecular function: G protein-coupled receptor activity. The record is from RefSeq and is a predicted model, not a curated record. Gene Ontology annotation, cellular component: membrane. The transcript has 2 exons.
UGCCCACCGCCUUUCUUCAAUGCUGCGAACUUCACAAGUGGUGGUGGUUAUCUCCCGGGUCGAUAUUGUAACCCAAAGGGCUACUUCGACGGGAGCGAUUUACAGUGUUGCCUGCCCUGUCCAGCGACGGAUUGGGUCUACGCAGAUACCUUCAAGCAGUCCAUAUCGGCAUCGCAAUGGCUGAACGUCGCGGGCAUCGUCCUCCUGACCUUUCUCCUCUUCUCGCAAAUCGUCCUGCCGCCGCAGAAUCGGAGCAAUUACCUCGGAAUUUGCCUGACGGCCGCAGCACUCACCAUGUCGAUCGGCUUCGUGAUCCCGCUGGCGAGCAAAUCGGGCCAAUGCUACGAUCCCAUCACCCCGCACGAUAUGUGGUCGUCGAGGGCAUGUUUCGUCACGGGCGCUCUGGUCAUCGACGGGACGCUCUCGGUGCUCAGUUGGAUCCUGGUGCGAGCCAUCUCCAUGCAUCUCCAAGUCUGCUGGAACGUCGUGCCCGGGGCGCGCUUCUUCUGGGGCGCGCAGGUCGCAGCCUGGGGACUCCCGAUCCUCUUUGCGAACUUGACGCUCUACCUCAGCGGCGUGAGUUAUCGCUUCGGCAACGUCUGCUACCUCAACCACGAACACUCGCUGGUGUUCUGGACGCCGAUGAUGAUCAUCGGAGGCACCGCCUUCCUCCUCCAGAUCUGCACCUUCCUCUACUGCGCCCGCGUCUACCUCUCGACCGCGCGGCGCGGGGAGACGGCGACGACCAACGGCUCCGCUCUUGAGGAUCUCCGCUCGAACUACAUCCCCAACGUCUACCGGCGCAUCCGCGCCGUGUGCGUGCUACAGUGGCGGAGCAUGGCCCUCGUCAGCGUCGUCCUGCUCGAGCUCUCGCUCUUCUCCAUCCUGAUCUUCUUCCUCGACCGCGUGCAGCAGUUCCUGCGGGCCUUCCCGCAGCAGGUCGUGCCGUGGGUCCUGUGCAUCAUGCAGCACCCGACGGACAAGUUCCAGUGCACGCACCUGAUGGGCGGCAUCAUCGUGCGGGAGUCCCUCCCCGACGCGGCCAUCAUCCUGUUUUCGCUCGUGGGCAUCGUCGUCUUCUUGCUGCUCGUCCCGCCUUCCCUCUUCGUCGCCUGG